AUGGUGACAAGAAGAGUCAAUGGAAAAGGCCUUUCGGGAGACGUAGGUUGAAGGCAUAUCACCAUUGAACCAGCGAAGAAUUCUUCUGAUAUCACUAAUUCGUAAACAUGUGUGACAACGUUCAUUCAGAUCAGAAGACCAGUCAAAGAUUGCAAAAGUUUAUUCUCUCUGUCCCCCACUAGCUGGACUCGAAUAACCGACAACGUUGCAAAAAGCGUAAGCCACUCGCCGAGCCGUGAAGAGGGGCAAGAGGCGCAGAGGCGCCGAGAAAAGAGGCGUGACUUGUGAAAGGCCUGCGGACCGGCGCCAGUCACUUCGGUUUCCCACGCCGCCAGGACGCUCUCAUAAAUAUGUUCCACAUGCAACUGCCAUACCUCGACGACAAGUCUCCCGUCGAACUUCGGAAGAACUCGACGGCUUCCUCGACAGCCAGUCGGUCCCGCAGACCUGCUCUGCCGUCCAAUGACAGCUUCAAGAGCUGGGGCCAAUUCAAGCGACGCAUUCACAAGUGAUUCGCCUCCGUUCUUUGCUUCUACUGUCCAGUCCGUCUUAUUUGCUCCGUCCAAAUGCUUCUUUGCGGUCGUUCUUCAGGAAACAUUCGAAGUCCAUCUGCGACAUUUACCCUUCUGAAACAAAGCGUGAAAAGGGAUAUAUGGACACUCAACAGAAAAAACUGAACUCCGAGCCUGGACCUUGCUCUAUUACGGCGACUUAUCAUAGAUUGCUGAUUUGGUCAUAUUAUUCAAUUGUACAAAGUUUGUAUUCAUAAGAAAACCCGUGACUUUCUUUUCCCUAUUCAAGACUGUAUAUGAAUGUAUAAAAUUAUGCAAUUCAUUUCAUUUCGAUUUCUACUUAUACAUAUAUUUCAACUUUUUUUUUCUGAUCUCCAGAUUUUCGUGUUAAUAAAUAUUGCUGAAGUACAUACGCCUAGUUAACAAUCUAACAAAUGCCCGAGGAACCGAAUAGAAUCAAAAUCUCAACCGCGAUCAAAACUGAAGCAUAAGACUUGAAAAAUAAUUCUGCGACCUCCGUCCUUGAAAUAAACUUUGGUAAUAUGUACAGUGAGAAAAUAUUUUUCAAGAGACUUGCCGGACGAUCUGACCUCCCGUUAUGAUUCUCAUUUCAUUAUCAGCACAAGCCUGUACAAGGUGGCUUGUCGCGGUAGUUUACAUUUGUUUUCUUUUUUAGGGAAGUAGGAAUUCAUGUGCUUAUUGAGACGGAAGGAACGUCACUUUACUUGGAGAAAUUCCUGAAAUAUUCUUGGUUUAACAGAAGAGGAUUCUGAAGAGGAAGUCUCAACCUGCACAAGUUCUUAGUUCCAAGUAAAAAGGUUCAAAGCCCAGACAUGGCUUUUUUGAGUUAUCUUUGAUUUCGAGGUGUCUUUUCUCAAAAACUAUGAAGCUGUCCGAUUCGUGAAUUUCUGGACGUACCAGCCAAUUUUUAGGAAACGACCUCCCUUGUUAG
This is a messenger RNA of Caenorhabditis auriculariae, 1464 nucleotides long. The record is from the annotation of a GenBank genome assembly. NCBI's taxonomy places the organism in Eukaryota, Metazoa, Nematoda, Chromadorea, Rhabditida, Rhabditidae.